CGUCCUUGUCACCGACCAUCACUUCGCGUAUGUGUUCCCUCGCCGGUCGUGCUUGAACACAUCCAAAACAUAAUACGACAUGAAGAAGAAGGUGUUGCUCAUGGGCGCGUCCGGGUCGGGCAAGACCUCGAUGCGUUCCCUCAUCUUCUCCAAUAAUCCCGCCUCCAUGACCUCUCGGCUUGGCGCGACUAUCGACGUCGAGCAGAACCACGUCCGCUUCCUCAACGACCUCAUCCUCAACCUCUGGGAUUGCGGCGGGCAGGACGCCUUCAUGGACUCGUAUCUCUCCACGCAGAAGGCGACGAUCUUCUCCUCCGUCGGCGUGCUCAUCUACGUCUUCGACGUCGAGUCGCGCGAGCGGGAGAAGGACCUGCUGUACUGGGAGGACUGCAUGGAGAGCGUGAAGACGUUCUCGGCGGACGCGCGGGUGUUCUUGCUCGUGCACAAGAUGGACCUGGUGGGGAAGGAGCAUGAGCGGGAGGAGGUGUUGGGGAAGCGCCGGUCGGAGCUCGUGGGGAAAGCGGCGGAUAUGGGGUGGCGCGAGGGGGAGGCGGAGGUGUUUGGGACCAGCAUCUACGACGAGAGCCUGUAUAAGGCCUGGUCCAGCAUUGUACACACCCUCAUCCCUAACGCGCCCACCCUUUCCAAGCACCUCACCACCUUCGCCCGCGCCUGCAGCGCCACCGAGGUUGUCCUCUUCGAGCGCACCACCUUCCUCGUUAUCGCCACCUCCACCGCCCCCCACCCCUCCGCACCCAGCCCAGACUCCAUGCCCGGCACGCGCUACGAGCAGACCUCCGCGCUCAUCAAGCACUUCAAGCACUCCCUCUCGCGCGUCCGCUCCGAGUUCUGCUCCCUCGAGCUCGACCUGGCCGAGUUCACCGCCGUGCUGGACGAGAUGACGCGGAAUACGUACGUGCUGGUGAUCUGUCAUGGCACGGGUGUUGAAACUGCAGCUGUAAAGCUGAAUAUUCGCAUGGCAAGAGCCAAGUUCGAGGAACUUCAGCAAGCGGGCUAGACUGUCUUCCCCUCUUUACUCCCUUGCAUCUUGGCUUACUACCUGUUCCCUUGCUCCUCCAUCCAACGCAUUCGCUGAGUCCUCGCCACCCUGACUUAUCCUCGUAUAUUAUUCACCCAGUGCUCGUCUUCCUUCAUCCCAUCCGCUGUACGAUUCUCAUCGCUUUCCAAGUAUCAUAGACCAUGUACCUAUACCUCCCUAAUUCCCCGCCCCCGCUGCCCCGACGCUAUGCAUUAAACCAUGCCCAAAAUAUGUUCAAUGACACUGGAGUGACGCUGCUCCUUCCCUCAUCGAAUGCGUGCACCCUCGUGUUGUCGCGCACUAUGCGCCCUUGCAACCUAGCCCGGCGCUGCAGCGUCGCGGGAAAGAUGUUAUCCGUGCGAGAGACAUGCUGUACCA
Molecule: messenger RNA, 1417 nt
Organism: Schizophyllum commune H4-8
Lineage: Eukaryota; Fungi; Basidiomycota; Agaricomycetes; Agaricales; Schizophyllaceae
Exons: 5
Coding region: 80-1018 (312 amino acids)
Biological process (GO): cellular response to starvation; cellular response to amino acid stimulus; regulation of autophagy
Cellular component (GO): nucleus; fungal-type vacuole membrane; Gtr1-Gtr2 GTPase complex
Molecular function (GO): GTP binding; GTPase activity
Source: RefSeq, a predicted model, not a curated record